Blastomyces gilchristii SLH14081 is the source of this 2618-nucleotide messenger RNA. RefSeq names its product nucleolar protein 58. The transcript is spliced from 3 exons. NCBI's taxonomy places the organism in Eukaryota, Fungi, Ascomycota, Eurotiomycetes, Onygenales, Ajellomycetaceae. Gene Ontology annotation, cellular component: small-subunit processome; box C/D methylation guide snoRNP complex. The record is from RefSeq and is a predicted model, not a curated record. Gene Ontology annotation, molecular function: snoRNA binding. The coding region runs from base 332 to 2236 and encodes 634 amino acids.
AAAAAAAAAAAGAAAAAGAAAAGCCAAGUCAAAAUCGAGGAAAGGACGACCCCAAACCAUUACCACCUCCCUUUCCUUCCGUCCUCAUUCACUUCCCUCACACCUUCCCCCUCUUUCUCCAGCUCAGCCCUACUAAAUAGGGAAACUGCUGUUCCGUCCGGACUGCGCUUUCCUGUGCCUGGUUGUGCGGUCAACUUUGCCUGUGUGGAAGGUAUCACUGAGGCCAGCGGCUGCUGCUGAAAACGGCAACAAGGGAAUAACAAUCACUCUGGAAGCGACGAUAGACGACGAUACUUACUAAUCAUACUACGAAUAAUCUCCUGCCGCCGCCAUGACGCUGUUUAUCCUCACGGAAACCAGCGCCGGCUAUGCGCUGCUCAAGGCCAAGGACAAGAAGCUGCUCAAGCGCGAUAAUCUAGUGGAAGAAACGCAGACUGCAGAGGGCGUGUCGAAUCUUAUGAAAUUGAAGAAUUUCCAAAAGUUCGAUAGUGCGGCCACGGCCCUGGAAGAGGUCGCGUCUCUGGUGGAGGGAAAAGUCACACCCCGGUUGGCCAAUUUACUUGAAUCCAUUAAAGAUGAGAAGAAGGUCUCUUUGGCUGUUGCGGAUCCAAAACUUGGAAACGCCAUCGCAAAACUCCCCUUCGCCAUUCAGCCCAUUGCAGACUCUUCAACUGCGGAUCUCUACCGCGCAAUCCGAGAGCACCUCCCCACUCUGAUCCCAGGCCUCUUGCCAGCUGAUAUGUCCACGAUGUCCCUGGGUUUGUCCCACUCUCUAGCCCGUCACAAACUCAAGUUCUCCCCCGACAAGAUCGACACCAUGAUUGUCCAGGCUAUUUCUUUGCUUGACGACCUCGACAAGGAACUCAACACCUAUGCCAUGCGCGUCAAGGAAUGGUACGGCUGGCAUUUCCCCGAACUAGCCAAAAUCCUCAACGACAACAUCGCCUAUGCCAAAGUGGUGCUCAAGAUGGGCAUGCGUUCAAAUUCUGACGAAACAGAUCUUGCUGAGAUCCUGCCAGAGGAAAUUGAGGCUGCAGUAAAGGCUGCCGCGGACCGGUCGAUGGGUACGGAAAUCUCCAACGAAGACCUCGACAAUAUUCAAGCCUUGGCAGAAGAAGUGGUCGGCUUCUCAGAGUAUCGCCAACAGCUUGCAAGCUACCUGACUGCCCGAAUGACCGCCAUCGCUCCUAAUCUUACAGCACUCGUGGGAGAACUGGUUGGUGCUCGAUUAAUCGCCCAUGCUGGCAGCUUGGUAAACCUAUCCAAGAGCCCCGCCAGUACCAUCCAGAUCCUGGGAGCUGAAAAGGCUCUUUUCCGUGCCCUAAAAACCAAGCACGACACUCCCAAAUACGGCCUUAUCUACCAUGCGUCCCUGAUCGGCCAGGCUACCGGCAAGAACAAGGGCAAGAUGGCUCGUGUCUUGGCCGCCAAGGCAGCUAUUGGCCUUCGCGUCGAUGCGCUGACUGACUGGCCUGUUGAUGCUGAUGGAAAUGAACCUACUGAGGAAGAGAAGGCUGCCCUCGGUAUAGAAUCACGGUACUACCUCGAGAAGAAGCUAGCGGCCAUGGAAGGCAAACCCAUCAAGCCAAGAGGGGUUGGCAUUGCACCAAACGGCAUCCCUAUAACUCAGCCUAAGAAGUGGGAGGUCAACGAAGCUAGGAAGUAUAACCCGGAUGCGGAUGGGCUUGCUGGCGAUGAGGACGCAGCCAAAUCAUUGUUAAAGAAGCAGAAGAAAGAGAAGAAGGACAAGAAGAAGUUGAUUGAGGAAGUUAAGGAAUCUGAAGAUGAAAGUGAGAGUGAGGAAGAGUCUGAUGUGGAGAUGGAAGAUAAGCCCGCUACCAAUGGAUCGGUGGCUGAUGCUGAAGAGUCAUCCGAAGGAGAAGAGUCAGAUGAGGAAGAGAAAUCGAAGAAAUCGAAGAGAAAGCCAUUCGAUAAGAAGUCCAAGAAGAAGGAAGAUAAGAAAUCGAAGAAAGAGAAGAGUGGCAGUGCAAGUGUGGAGGAGAUGGCCGCAAAGGCUGGACUCAGCGUUAGCCGGUACCAGCGCAAACUCGAGCGCGGGGAGAUCACCUUUGAUAGCGAAGGGAACCCAUCGUCGAUUAGCAAGAAGGACGUGAAGAAAGCGAAGAAGGAGGCAAAGAAGGCUGCUAAGGCUGCAGAAAAGGAGGCUAGUAAGAAGCGAAAGCGGACCGAGGAGGAUGAUGUGAAGAAUAAGAAGAAGAAGAAGAGCAAGGCGUGAGGGAAAUGUAUAUUUUUCGCAUGGUUUUGUUUCGUGAUUUUCUUCUUCUUUUCCCUUCUUUUUAUUCUGUAUGAUAUCAUGCUCUUAUCGUGGAUUCGCUCUUAUUCUUUAGUUUUUGCCUGAUAUAUCUGCUUUUUGUAUGGCGAGAUCCAUUCCUGCUUGGUUUUUUAUCUCAUCUUAUGGUUCUGCUUUUGAGUAUAUCAUUUUGUUUUGAUAUUUUUGUUUCCAUCUUUUUUUUUCUAUUUAGGGCGCAGGUUGGUGCUUGGGAGAAAAAAUAGGUAGCUUUUUGUGAUUUAUUCCCUAACUUUGAAUUCUUUGAAAAAGUCAAUUGAAAAAAGCUGUUCAAGUAAUUUCUUUUUCUGUUCCCAGUCUUUCGUUCGAU